Opisthorchis viverrini is the source of this 3183-nucleotide messenger RNA. RefSeq lists its product as hypothetical. The record is from RefSeq and is a predicted model, not a curated record. Bases 40 to 2796 code for a protein of 918 amino acids. NCBI's taxonomy places the organism in Eukaryota, Metazoa, Platyhelminthes, Trematoda, Opisthorchiida, Opisthorchiidae. The transcript has 11 exons. Gene Ontology annotation, cellular component: plasma membrane; early endosome; recycling endosome. Gene Ontology annotation, biological process: iron ion transport.
AAAAGUGCGUCCAUAGGUCAUUUGGAGGAGACUCAGCGAAUGCUUUUGCCAUGCAUGAGAAAAAAGACCAGAAGGCAUCACAAGCGCAGAUGCCAAACAUUCCUUCAACUGCACCAUGAGAAAUUGGCCAAAAAAGCGUUCACCGUUUUAGGGGUGAUUCGGCGCACUUUCUGCCGUAUUACUCGCAUGGACCUCCAAAUACUCUAUGAAGCCUACGCCACACCGCUUCUUGAAUAUGUGGCCCAAUUUUUCUACGUAGGAUGCAAGAAGGACGCAACCCUCAUUGGGCGUGUCCGACGAGAUGCAACAAAAAUGGUUGUCGGCCUGAAAUACCUGCACUAUGAAACGCAUCUCGUGGUGCUUGACCUAUUUCUCCUGGAGUAUCGCUGCCACCGAGGAGACCUGUUACCUACUUUGCCCCGUUUGAAUAAAGCCUGGCUAACAGUGGUAGCUGCGUGGAAUACCCUCUCUCCGACGGUUGUUCAUGCUCCUUCUAGAGCCCAAAUGAAAGCACUAUUGGACACUUAUUUAUGCGUUAACGUUCGAUGGUGCGUCUACACAGAGCCGGAAAUACGAAAAUGCGAAAAGCUUCGACAGUCCAUCACCACAAUUCCUCAGCUUUCCAUGAUGUACACCCUGACUUGCAUUGCCGGACAAGAUGAAUUUCAGUGCAUGCGGCUCAUUCAUUCCCGGGAAGCCGAUCUGAUAAAUCUGGACGCUGGUCUCGCCUACUACGGCAGUAGCCUGUAUAGUCUUCGACCAAUCGCUGUGGAGAACUACGCGUUGGAUAAUAGUCCUGGUGUACGUGAACUGUUCUACUAUGCCAACGUUGUUGUGCCAAAACAUUUGAACCCAGUGCCUACAAAUCUCCGUGGGAAGGAUAUAUGUUCUGCAGGUGCUGGUACAGCCGAAGGUUGGGUGAUGCCUUUUGGAAAGUUGUUUGCUGACUUGCGAACUAUCCCUGUGACCCAGUGCAACAGUGUGGUUCGAAAUUUGAUUGGAUACCUCGGGGACUCGUGUAUACCCAACUCUUUGAGUGAGGUGUUCAACCCGUUCGGUGACAAUACACAGGAAGUAUGCCAGUUAUGUGCCAAUCGUGGAUUGGAAACCUGGUGUACAACACGGGAUCGAUAUGCACGAAAUCAUGGUGCCCUCAGAUGCUUACGCGAGUACACAGAGAACAUAGAGUCUCUGGUCAAACCAACGGCGGCUUUCGUGCGAGCGAGAGAAAUUGAGUUGGCCUCUGUGGAUGGGUUUCCGAUGGCAGAUUACAAGCUGCUUUGCCCCACCAUUCAGGCUGAUGGCACCUGGACGGCUGAUUUCAACGCCUCCACAACUACAUGUCACUGGGGACAAAUUCCAGCGAGAAUGAUUAUGACGAUUUUGACCGAGCCCAAUGUAACGGAGUUCAACAAUUUCCUCACAACACUGGUGCAAUAUUUUGGUCCGUCAGGGAGUCACCUACAAACCUUCAGCUUGUUUCAGUCCACUGGCUACGGGAAUCCUGAUGAACCAGGUCAGACGUAUGACCUGAUGUUCUCCGAUUUUACUAGGAAUAUCUUCGUCCCACCGGAGGAAGAAACAGCAACGUACUAUCGAUGGAUAAGUCCGAAUUUUUUGGAUGAAUUGCAAAAACUCGAGCAGUGUCCACUUCCCACAAUGAAUUGGUGCGUGAUCGAUCAAUUUGAAAUGGCCAAAUGCGGACGCAUGAAAAGUGCGUUUGCCGCACGCCGUAUACAGCCCGAUCUGAAUUGUAUUCAGGCAGAUUCCGCUAUCGAUUGUAUGCGACUUAUUCAAGAAGGCUAUGCGGACAUGAUCACCCUGGAAGCUGGAGAUCUCUACGCAGCUGGAAAAUACUUUGACCUGGUCCCAAUCGUUGCAGAGAACUAUGGGGAUGGACCAUUUUACCAUGCAGUGGCAGUGGUGAAGAAAGUUAAUCCCGGACUUCUGGUUUCCAACUGGCGACACCGAUUUACCUGUCACAGUGGAGUGGGCAAAGCAACCGGGUGGAUUGUGCCCAUCAACCUAGUGUUGGACACGAGACAAGUGAUCGUACUGAAUGGGCAUUUGUUGUACGCAUUUGCCGAGCUGAUCAGUCGAGCAUGCGUACCGGGUAUCUUGAACGCACCAUUCGACCGAACCGGCAAGAACAACCUCAAUCUGUGCGAACGUUGUACCGGUGGAAACAAGGAUUUGUGUCGCAGAGACCAUCAGGAACUUUAUUACGGCGAUGCUGGUGCAUUUCGCUGCAUGACAGAGGGAGGAGAUAUCGCGUUCACCAGGCAUACGACAGUACACAUGAACACAGCCGGACGCAAUCCUGACUACUGGGCUAGAAAUCUACGCGAAGACGACUAUGAGUUGUUGUGCGCGGACGGUCGGCGUGCUAAUAUCGACCAGUGGGCAACCUGCAACCUGGCCCGAAUUCCCAGCAGCGUGGUCGUGACGGCUAGUUACAAGUCGGAAAACGAGCGAACCAAUAUGUGGCGUCUGCUUCAGUAUGGACAGGAGUACUACUCAGCAGACAAAAACCCAAUAUUUCAGAUGUUUGACUCUGGAUUCGGUCAGACAGAUCUGAUAUUCUCCGACGACACGGAAAGUCUGAGUCUGAUUCCAUGGGAGAACCAAACCUACACGCGGUGGUUGGGGCAGCGCUUUCUACAGCUGGUCGAAAACUUGGAAGUUACUGCUAAUUUGUAUGAAGCUGGUCUGUACAGUGCCAAAGGCAGACUGCAACUAAGUCGAUUGACCAUCCUUACAGCUACUAUUUUUGGAAUUUUGACUUUUGUAGGAUGAGGGUAUUUUGAGCUCUGUUCACCAGAAUAAGCUCAAAGGGUACCGAAAACAAAGCAUCGUGACUUUUUGAACACAUUAUCAAGUGAAUUGUAUAAAAUAUUCCAAGUACAUACAUAUCAUUACAACUAAUGCACUGUAUAGUUCUGCUGGACGUCUUCGCUCUGUUCACCUGACGUUCACGUGCUCUGGUCUCGUAGAUGCACUCUUACUAUCCUGACUUUCAACUCUGAACAUAUUGCUGAGAGCUAGAAAGUCACGUGAUGUGGGCUGUGGCAACCAAUCAAAUGUGUUCUGUCAUUUCAACCAGCUGUUUUGGGGAUGAAACGAAAUGAAAGAAAAAUUUUUUGGAGAUUUUGACUUCUGUGGCGUUUCGGAACUCCAGAACAG